Messenger RNA from Penicillium malachiteum, 243 nucleotides. RefSeq lists its product as uncharacterized. Bases 1 to 243 code for a protein of 80 amino acids. The record is from RefSeq and is a predicted model, not a curated record. Lineage: Eukaryota; Fungi; Ascomycota; Eurotiomycetes; Eurotiales; Aspergillaceae. The transcript is spliced from 2 exons.
AUGUUCGGCAAAGAAGAUGGCAAAAGCCUCAAGGCCAAAGUCCGGUCCAUUUUGGCUACAAAUGAUGAUUUCAAAUCCAAAGACUAUGAAACCGAAUCCAUGAGAACAGUGUAUUCCCAGGAGAUCAGUGUUUUGGUAGUUGUUGUCGGGGAAGAGGGAUUCUUCGGUAAACUGCUCGGAGUUGGAUAUCUUCCCUUGGAAAUGGUUGGAAUGGUUCAACUCAGGCUAUCGUUUACCUGCUGA